Messenger RNA from Ornithodoros turicata, 1417 nucleotides. Its product is annotated as BSD domain-containing protein 1-like. Bases 38 to 874 code for a protein of 278 amino acids. The transcript has 8 exons. NCBI's taxonomy places the organism in Eukaryota, Metazoa, Arthropoda, Arachnida, Ixodida, Argasidae. The record is from RefSeq and is a predicted model, not a curated record. Gene Ontology annotation, cellular component: cytoplasm.
CGACAGUCGGCGCUAGUAUCGCAGUUAAACAUGUAAAAUGGCUGAGGCGAGCAACCCUGACGAAACAUCGCCGUGGUGGAACUCCUGGUUGGAGUCUGCAAAGGAAAAGUCGACGGCGGCGUACGAGUUUUUCAAGCGUGACCUAACAGAGUUUUCUACCACAGUGCAGCAGGAUACUGUCACCGCUGUUUCAAGCACCGCAGCAUUUGUUAGAGACAAAUUAAGGUUGGAUGAUGAAGAAUCAGUGACGACCAAAGCGAAAGAAGGCAUCUCCACUUUAAUUGGGACAAUUAGCGAAGCCCUGUCACCCUCCUGGGACCCCGCAGAUGAUGAGCUCUCUGUCAUCAAGAACCACGAAAUCAUCCCGGUUGAACGAUGGCAGGCAUCACUUCAUUCCAUCCUGGUGGAUCGUAACACGUACUGCCACGAGCCAGACUGUCCCCCUGAGGUGUACGAGAGUUGGCUGGAGACAUUCAACUUGGAAGAGCACAAGGAGGAAGUGGCCGAGAUCCUGGUCAACUACGACGAGGCCCACCAGUUAUACAACGAACUAGUUCCGUCUGCCGUAUCCCACGAGGAGUUCUGGGAGAGGUACUUCUUCCGGGUCUUUCAACUGCGGGAGGCCGAGGAAGAACUUGUAAACUCUGUUCAGCAGUCGAGUUCGCGACUCUCUGUCGGAGAUUCCGAGAGCAAGCCCAUAGAUGUGAGGUGCUCCAUCGUACCGCCCAACACACCCAAUGUCCCGUCCGCUGAGCAGAGCAUUUCCAAUUCGCCUACAUCCAAGAGUGCGCCUCCCGUUGAACAGCCUGCUGAGCAACCAGAGGGGUCGACAGUAUCCAGUGAAUCCAACGGAAAAGAAUUGACUUCAAAGUGACCAUGAUUCACCAACAGCUCCAGAAAAUGCAUUUUCAAUUUUGCUAUUCUUUAGGGAGAUGUAUCUUGAACCCAAAAAUUUUUGGGUGAUUUUCGAUUAUCUGACUGAUGAGCAGUGCUGGUUCUGCCCAAAGUAAAUUUUUGUAGAAACCUGAAAAAAAAGAGAGGUAUCUAACUGCAUUAUGCAUCCCCACAACAAACAAAACCGAGAUCUCUAAGGAUGUCGAGAAAAAUUAAGUUUGCUUUGUUACUAAUCACUUUAGGAAGGGUGCCCUAACUCUGGUUCGGUAGUUUGGUUGAACUCUGGUUCGGUUUGGUCAUCUACGAGUGUGACAUUUUAAAUGAGCCUAGAAAAUGUUGUCCCAUGGUGCAUGUAUUCUGCUCAUCUGAGAACAAUUUUCAGUCUUCUCUGGUUGAGUGAGCUUUGAAGUGUACAGAAAAAAGAUAGCUUCCAAAGAGCAACGAGGAAGCCUGUACAACAUUGGCAACUUUAUCUUUAUGGUAACUUUAGCUAUUUUGUAAUGCAAUCUGGUGUGGGUGGGGU